Messenger RNA from Gekko japonicus, 4269 nucleotides. RefSeq names its product endophilin-A2. Lineage: Eukaryota; Metazoa; Chordata; Lepidosauria; Squamata; Gekkonidae. Gene Ontology annotation, molecular function: protein binding. The record is from RefSeq and is a predicted model, not a curated record. Gene Ontology annotation, biological process: synaptic vesicle uncoating. The transcript is spliced from 7 exons. Gene Ontology annotation, cellular component: cytoplasm; presynapse; glutamatergic synapse. Bases 1 to 900 code for a protein of 299 amino acids.
AUGCUGAACACGGUGUCCAAGAUCCGGGGGCAAGUGAAGAAUCCGGGCUACCCACAGUCGGAAGGCCUCCUCGGCGAGUCCAUGAUCCGUUACGGCAAGGAGCUGGGGGACGAGUCGAAUUUUGGUGAUGCGCUGCUUGAUGCUGGAGAGUCCAUGAAGCGCCUGGCUGAAGUGAAGGACUCCCUGGACAUCGAAGUCAAACAAAACUUCAUCGACCCCCUUCAGAACUUAUGCGAUAAGGACUUGAAAGAGAUCCAGCACCACCUGAAGAAGCUAGAGGGCCGGCGCUUAGAUUUCGACUACAAGAAGAAGCGCCAGGGGAAGAUCCCCGAUGAGGAGCUGCGGCAAGCCCUGGAGAAGUUCGAGGAGUCUAAGGAGAUCGCGGAGACGAGCAUGCACAACCUCCUGGAGACUGACAUCGAACAAGUGAGCCAGCUCUCGGCACUGGUGGAAGCUCAGCUUGUCUACCACAAGCAAGCGGUGCAGAUCCUGGACGAGCUCUCAGAUAAGUUCAAGCGAAGAGUGAUGGAGGCAUCCUCACGCCCCAAGCGGGAGUAUAAACCGAAGCCCCGAGAGUCGUACGAGUUUGGAGAGUCCGACCAAUCCAACGGAGGCUUUUCCUGCAACCCUGCCCCCAAAGUUGCAACAGCUUCCUCCUCUUUCCGAUCCGAAAAACCAUCCCGGACCCCCAGCCGGAAUUUUUCUCAUCUCGACCAGCCCUGCUGCAAGGCGCUGUACGAUUUUGAGCCCGAGAACGACGGGGAGCUGGGCUUCAAAGAGGGCGACGUCAUCACGUUGACCAAUCAGAUCGACGAGAACUGGUACGAGGGCAUGAUCAACGGCCAAUCGGGCUUCUUCCCGCUCAACUACGUGGAAGUGCUGGUCCCGCUACCUCAGUGAGGCAGCGGUCUCGCUCGGCUUCCUGUUCCGGGUUUUCGGUCUCCGUUCUUGCCUCCCGCCGCACCAAGAACGCUUACGGGGGGGUGGGGGGGUGGGACAUGGAAGUCUGGACUUCCUUCUUUACAUUCCGAGUGGUAACCUGACACUAAUUUUUCCCCCCGUCCAGCCGGUGGAAACGGAAGGGUUGAUUGUAUCGGCACAAGGCUUAGUGGAAGGGAACAGGCCCCGGGUGGGUAGGGGUAGGGGGCGGGCACGAAACACAAGCGAGGUUAAGUCUUAACCCCGCACGUCCCCCUCGUCUUCCCCAUUUUGGGGUGCUUGAAUAGAGACGUCAAGCCAUACAGGGCCUGCACUUGUCCAUUGUGUGCCUCUUGUUGUCCCUUUGUUGAUUUUUCUUUUGUUCCUCUCCCCCCGCCCCGCCCCCAUGAAGCACACUGCCAGAGUUGGAAACUUGGGGUGCACGGCUUGGUUUGUGGAUCCCCUUGGGUGUGCGCGUGGGCCCUGCCAUUGUGCGGUCUGCCUGUCUGUCCCGAAAGCACAGGGUGAAUUUCUGAACUUAUUGCGGAGCACAUUAAACACUACCGGAGAACAUCCCCGUCUUCUGCCGCCGCCGCAGGGGGCGGAAGGAGUCGCAGCCAUCCUGGAUUUCCAUUUUGAUUUGCUCCCCCCUCCCCCCCGCCUCUUUCAGGUUAUACGUAUACCUAGUAGAAUUCUUCUAGGGAAAUAGAUACGUGUUUGUAUGCGAAGGAAGGGACUGAGUUCUUAUUCUCACUGAGAUCUGGGCUGUACCGUUUCAGACCACAGAUGGGGAUUCGAAGCGUCGAAUGCUUCUUCAUACCAAAAGUAAUUCCCCACCAAUAAAAAAACCACAAGGUUGUCGGGCAAAAAGUGAAGCUAGAAUCCUCCUUCUUGACGUUCUGGUAUUCUGCCCACAGGAAACUUAUUUUUGUAAUACGAACGUUCGAUCUGAUGUGGGGCUGACCCGCCCUCGUGAGAACGUGACCCAGAGAUGAGAGUUUGGAGACCAAACUGGGAAGGAGCAUGAGGAGAAACGGUUUGGGGUACCUAACGAUAAUUGGCCCGAACUUGGGCCUCCAAGCCGCUUCGCCGUCGCCUCCUCAGCAUCUCCCUUCUCUCAUCUUCGGGUCGCGGCCAGUGUUGUGGUCUCAUCCGCCACGUUGGGCGUGUGAGGAACCGAGUGCCGGCAGCCAUACUGAACCAUCUGGUGCCUGCGUAGGUGCCAGGCCCCGUGGCAACGUGCUCAGGGGGGCUUAAGUUAGGAGGCCCACCUCCAACUUAAGUUCAGCAUUCUUGUUGGUCCACCUGUGGUGACCUUUUGAAAAUCCUGGGCCCUCACGUUUCCGGUACUUUCUCCCGGUUCAGAACCUGAGGUCUUGGCCUCCAAGGAGGCUGUCUGCCCGCCCGGAGUCCCCCCACUCGUCCCGGUCCAACGUGCCUUGUCUUGACUUCCUUGAAAACCGGGGUCCCGUCCACAGAGGAGGAGCCUCCAAUCGUUCCGUCCACACCAAUGUCCCCGGUCUCCAAACUGGACCCAAUCUUGUCCCAUUCACCACCACCGUGGUGUUAAUUUCCACUCGUAACAAAUGGGUCAAAACCAGUUUGCCACCACUUCCCACAAAGAACCCCAAGCCCCCGAUACAAAAAUGUCCUAUGUCGGGGUCCUAAGUUGGGAAGCCAGGGCUGUUGGGGCGGCUCGUGCUUUGGUUCUACAUCCCCUAAGGGGACACGGAGGCAGGCGGCUCUGUGGGCAAAGAAAACGUAAUGAGAGUACUGACACAUUCCAGUCGGGGUCCCGGAAGUAGCGUUCCUGGAUCUGUUCCUCGGGGGCUGUCUCGUGACGUAACUUCCCUGUCAAGUGAGACAGCGUCGCCGUCUCCCGCUAUAUUGUCGGGACCCCCCGCUCACCUGGCAGAGCAGCAAGAUGGCGCUUCGAUCCUUACGUCCGUUUGUCACUUCGACACAGGUCAAGUGGAAAUCUGACCUGGGACCGAAUCCUCGUCCAUUGGAACAGACAUACGUAUGACCCGGAAGCGGGCCGCGAUCCUUCAGAGUGUGCCAUUUUGCACGAUGAGUGGAACGUAUUUUUAGUUUCUCCCCUCUCCCUGAUAAUGCAAGUUCCAUGCCUGUAGAAAGCCAGCGUGUCAAGGAAAGGAUCCUACUCUAUCCUUUCCCCCCCAAUGUAAGUUUCCUACAUGCAGGGAGAUCUUUCUAACCCCCCCCCCCAAUGCAAAGACGUAGUGCCCCAGCAGCCGUUCUUAACGUCUAUCACCCGUGUCCGUGCCCUGUCCGCCGUCAGAAGCCCUUGUGGAUUUUUUAACUCCUGUACUGAAAAUGCGGGCUGGCCGGUAGGGUUGAUUCUGCCAUUCCUUAACGAGAUAAAUACCUGUACAUAGAAGCAUCCGUUGGGAAGCAGAUCCCCCCCCCUUCCCAGCCUGCACUGGCGUAGGCCGACUUCCAGGCUGUGUGGCGUCAGGGGUCUGAAGCACUUAAAUACUUCUUUGCACCUCCACCCCCCCAAGAAAUUACCUUUCGUCCGGAUUCAGCCUGGAGCUGGGGCUUGGGGUUCUGCAGUGAGCUCUGCGGAAGAAUGGGUUUCAGUGGACUAGCGACGGCUGAUCUAGUAGCCCUUCCAGCGAUGAAAAGAUGUAUUUUUCUCCCCCACGCGAGUCCCGUUACACCCUCUCACUGCAGGCAGUGGGAUCAAACACAGCCAACCGUUGAUUCGGGAGAUGUUCUGAGAUGGGAAUCUUGCCAUUGGCUUCCUUCCACUCCCCCCAUUCCCGGGGGGGGGGGCUGGGUUUUUAGGGUGGGUGAGCAUCUUGCUCUUACCUGCACACCUUUCUCUGUAGUUCAAAAGAUGUUCUUCUGCGGCACACGCUCUCUCUUUUUUUUUUGGAGGGGGGGAGAAACUAGUUUUUUAUCAGGCUUUUUAAUGCAGAGACCUGGCGUUUUAUAAAAGGGGUGGGUGGGGAGGGCAGGGAACCGUGGGACUUGUUUUUCUCCCCCCACCCACCCACUUCCCAGCAGAUCUUUCCAUUUCUUGCCUUUUCCCGAUUUUCUUUCCUCGUGGGAUCCCCGCCCCGCCCCUGUAACUCCAGUAUUGAGAGACCUGCAAUAUUUAUAUACAGUAUAUAUAUCGAAAAAUAAUAUUUCAUUGUAAUGAAUUCUUUUUCCCCCCCAGCCCUGGCCCAAGGGUUUCCUAAAUGCUGCUUUGAGACGAAAAUUCGCUUUCAGAACUCAGUAUCUUUUCUAACCCUGUCCCCCGUCCCACCCCAGCAGGUUCAUGUAAAAAUAUCUUGGUGGUAUAUAUGUUCUGCCUCCUCCCCUCUCCACUCCUGCACAUGCCCC